AUGUCAAGGAAUCAGACGUGGAACUUGUUAAAUAGUUUCCUGAACUCUAUCAGAACAGGAACAUUGGCUACUGGGAGUGUUCCCUCAGAAAUCAUAGAAAAAGAAUGAAAAAAGUUACUUGAACUCCUCCAACAAGAUCCUGAUUGUAUCUUAGAUACAUUAACCUCUCAGAGGCUAAUUUCUGAGGAAGAGUAUGAGAUUCUGGAGAAUAUUACAGAUCCCAUGAAGAAAAGUUGGAAGCUAUUAAUUUUGGUACAGAAAAAGGGAGAAGUAAGCGGUCAGCUUUUUGUCAACUCCCUACUUAGUACUUUUUCAGAGUCAGCUACCAUUUGGGACUUAAAUCACGAACUUUUAAAACAUGAGUAUAUAGAGCCACCGCAACCUGUGGGGGUAAGCAGGGAAGGAUUUUUUAUUCUUGGAGAGAAAGAGCCUGAGAAUCCUGAGAUCACCAUGUCCUUCAAAGAGAAAGAACACUUGGAUUUGGAAACCUCUGAGUCUUUCACGGACAAGAAGGCUGGUUAUCGGGAAACUGCUUGGUCCUCAAGGGAAAAUGAGAAGGAAUACAACACACCAAAAUUCACAUCUCUGCAAUUGGUUGAGAAUGUUGAAUGUGAAUUUCCAGCAACUAUUGAGUAUUUACAGGAUGAACAGAGAUAUGAGGAGCCAGAUGAUUCUUUACUCUUAGGAAAAGAGGAAUAUCUAGAAUCUGUUGGGUACUCUGAAGAUGCAGACACCCCGGAAGAGGAUGCUUAUGAUGACCCAGAGUGCAUUAUCUAUGACAGCAAAGAGGACUCUUUGUAUUCUGAAACCAUGGAGUUCUCUGAUGAAGAACAGAAUUAUGAGGAUUCAGAAACUGGCAUGUCAUUGGAGGAGGAAGAGGAGAAAAGUAUGGAAGAGAGAAAAAAACUGUUUAAAGAUGUCCUGUCCUGUUUAAACCCGGAUACAAACAGAAAGCUUCUGCCAGAUUUCGUUAAACAAUUCUUCUUAGACUGAGGAUGUAGGUGGGUGACUGAGACUCCAGGUGACUUAGCCUGGAACUUCCUGAUGAAAGUUCAAGCACUGGAUAUGACAGUCAGAGAUUCAGUCCUCAGACACAGGUUCUGGGGAAGCCCCAGCAAAGGGGAAUUUUUGACUGGAGUAGAGAAUUUGGAAAUUAGACAAACAGAAACCAUUAAUUCCCUUCAUGUCCUUUGUGCCUCUGUGCUGUAUUCAGAUAGCUCUUUGCGACGUGAAGUCAUGUCAAACACGUAUCAGUGCCAGUUUGCCCUCUUGCUACUGCCAGAUGCAGAAAAGCACAAAAGCAUUUUAAUGCUGGGGGCCAUUAAGGACAUUGUGAAGGAGCAGUCAAUGCAGUCUUCAGGGAGGCCUACAGGGGAUACAGAAAAUGUAUGUCUGUGGAGGACAUUGCACCCCUGGACAGGGAGUUGGGGAUACAGAGAGACCACGACUUUGAGAACAUGCAGGGGAUUCAAGUUUCCCCUACUGAAAACUUGGCUGGAACAGCUGAAGAUGAGGGACCACAAAGACACAGUCAGCCAAAAAGCUCAUCUGAAAGCCCCGCUUAGAUGUCAGUAAGAGAGGCUGAGGCUAGAUGUGAGAUCAGCCCAAAUCUUCAGAAUUUCCAUCUCACCCCAGUAUUCAUGCCUCUUCUG
This is a messenger RNA of Lagenorhynchus albirostris (white-beaked dolphin), 1652 nucleotides long. It is a transcript of the gene CARD6, whose product is annotated as caspase recruitment domain family member 6. The record is from RefSeq and is a predicted model, not a curated record. NCBI's taxonomy places the organism in Eukaryota, Metazoa, Chordata, Mammalia, Artiodactyla, Delphinidae. Gene Ontology annotation, biological process: regulation of apoptotic process.